UCUCUCUCUCGCGCUGGAAAAGUCUCCAUUUUUACCGGGAAAAGUCUCCAUUUUUGUAGGAAAAAGUUUUCAUAUUUCAGCUGGACUCCCUCUCGUUCUCGUCGGACUCUCUCUCACUUUACCCCAGAAAAGGUCUCCAUUUUCGCCGGGAAAUCUCUCCCUCGCAGGAAAAUCUCACCCUCACCGGAAAAUUGUUUUUUUGUUGGUUGAAAAGCAGGACUAUGGAUUCUAUGGUGGCGGUGGAGGGGGCCAAGGGUCAAGGAUGUAUAGGAAUGAGCUAUUGGAGCCUUCAACGCCUCCAGGUAAUUCGCGGGCGAGGAAGAAUGGUGAAAGCUCCCUAGUGAGUUCAAUCCUGGACUCUUGGAUCUGCAUUCUUUCGAUACCGAGCUUCUUCUCGAGAAGCUUUGAUGACUCCAAGCCCUACAUUUCAGACAACAAACAAACCGGCAGAACUCGUGGUUUGCCAGAAAACAACCUAUUGAAAAGCUUUGCUGCGGAUAAAGAGAAAUCUAGUUCUCUAGCAAAGAUAAAAGUUGUGGUGCGCAAGAGACCACUUAAUAAGAAUGAAUUAGCAAAGAAUGAAUUGGUUUGAGGGUUUUUGGUGGUGAUUUUCUUGGUUCUUAUUGUUGGAUGUUUCUGAUUGUGGGAUUUGAUCAGUUGGGUGGUAGAAGAUUACAGUACACCCAUUUCCAUGGUGGUUUGUUUCAAUUAGGUGUCACUAUCUGCGUACUAGAUGAUCAUCAGGUUGAAUUACAGAAUUAUGAGUAGCCUGUAGUUCUAUUAUGGUCAAAAUGACAAUUUUUUACAUCAAUUUAUUCAAUUUUGCCAACUAUUUAUUAUUGUAUGUAUUUUCUUACAAGGCAAACU
This is a messenger RNA of Alnus glutinosa, 867 nucleotides long. RefSeq names its product kinesin-like protein KIN-13B. The record is from RefSeq and is a predicted model, not a curated record. Gene Ontology annotation, molecular function: microtubule motor activity; ATP binding; microtubule binding. Gene Ontology annotation, biological process: microtubule-based movement. The transcript is spliced from 3 exons. Lineage: Eukaryota; Viridiplantae; Streptophyta; Magnoliopsida; Fagales; Betulaceae. The coding region runs from base 263 to 592 and encodes 109 amino acids.